Molecule: messenger RNA, 3065 nt
Organism: Entelurus aequoreus (snake pipefish)
Lineage: Eukaryota; Metazoa; Chordata; Actinopteri; Syngnathiformes; Syngnathidae
Gene: rab15
Product: RAB15, member RAS oncogene family
Exons: 8
Coding region: 406-1047 (213 amino acids)
Biological process (GO): Rab protein signal transduction
Molecular function (GO): GTP binding; GTPase activity
Source: RefSeq, a predicted model, not a curated record
AAUGCCCUAGAUCCGUACCGGUCUAUGAUGUCGUAAGCUUCCUCUGUGCCGAUGAUGCAGAGGGCGUUGACGGCAGCGUAAGUGGGCGCCAGGUGGGCGAGCUGAGCCGGGCCGCCGCCGAAGCCUCCCGUCGGGCUCUGACAGUGAGACAGGAACUGACACACGCUGAGAGGGAGACACCAGGACGUGAUUGGUACACCGCACCCACUGGAAGGAGGCAGGGGGUAGCCUCGGAGGAAGCUGGAACAUCCUUAUUUCAUUUUCUCACCAAAAAAACAAAAGAAAGAAAAAGCCUGACACUGGCAAUUCAAGCAAACAUGGCCGCAGUAGUGUGGGGAGGGAGUCCUUCAUUGCUCAGUUAGUUACCUGGAAUCUUCUCCCCCCCACCUUCUUCAAUCCAACACCAUGGCUAAGCAGUAUGAUGUUCUCUUCCGACUCCUGCUUCUCGGAGACUCCGGGGUUGGCAAAACAUGUUUGUUGUGCAGAUUCACCGACAACGAGUUCCACCCAUCACACAUUUCAACCAUUGGGAUCGACUUCAAAAUGAAGACGCUGCUGAUAGACGGUAUCAAAGUGCGCAUCCAGAUAUGGGACACUGCAGGCCAGGAACGCUACCAGACCAUCACCAAGCAGUACUACAGGCGAGCACAGGGAAUCUUCCUGGUCUACGACAUCACGAGCGAGCGCUCCUUCCAGCACAUCAUGAAGUGGGCCAGCGACGUGGACGAGUACGCUCCAGACAAGGUCCAGAAGAUCCUGGUGGGAAACAAGGCGGACGAGGCGGACAAGAGGCAGGUGGCCACAGAGCAAGGAGUCAAGCUGGCCAGAGCUUACGGAAUGGACUUCUUCGAGACAAGUGCCUUCACCAGCAGGAACAUAACAGAGGCUUUUACCCGGCUGGCAGAGCAGGUGCUGGCGGCCAACAAGAAGGACCUGGAUCUUCUGCGGAUGUCUUUGAGCGACGAGCUGAACUUGACUGCUCUGGAGGAGGAGGAGGGACUGUGCGAGCGCGUGUCCUCCGAGCACACUAAAGGCUGCUGGUGUUAAACAGGAGAGGACAAUUUUGUCUUUUUGCAUGAGGACGAGGACGCAAACGGCAAAAGGUAGUCUGCCGGAGCAGGGACUGAAUGUUUAUUCUCGCUUAAUCCCUGCCUUUUAUAUCCUCCACUUCAGAAAGCUUUCCUACUAGUCGCUGGACAGUCGAGGGAGCGUCUACAAAUUUCACAUUUCAUUCCCUCCCCCCUUCAUCAGACAAAAUCAACAUUAUGCUUACAGUCCAUCAUCAUUUUUCAGUAAGUACAUGCUUCCUUGAUGUAAUUCCCGAAAAAGGACCACAAGAGGGUGCUAAAUGUCAUUGUGAGAAGAUGUUUCACAACAUUGUCAUUUGUCCCCCUUAUAAUUUACUUAGAUAGCUUAAUUAUGGCAUAACAUUGUAUAUACGUAUAUAUUAGGGGUGUGAAUCUUUGGAUUGAUCCGAUUCGAUUCAGAGUCGUUUCUCGAUUAAACACGAUUCUCGAUUCAAACUGAUUCUCGCAUUGUAAGAUUUGGUAGGAUUAUCAUAAUGAAAAGUUUUAAAAACAGGUUACAGGUUAAAACAUCUGAUUUUGGUUGCAUGGAGAUGGCCCAAAUUUUUAUUUUGUAUUUAUUUUUAUUUUAUUUUUUUAAAUAACAUUAAAAUUCUUAUUAAAAAAAUCGUUUUUUUGAAAAUUAUCAACGAAAACAUUUUGUUUUUAAAUCCCUUUUUAAGAACAUUUAAAAAACUUUUUUUUAAAAUCUUACAUUUAUUUAUAUUUAGAAUCGGGAUGAAUAUUAGUCAAUUUUUUGUACACCCCUAAUGUAUAUAUUUAAUUUAAUAGUACAAAAUAACAAUAAAGCUGACUUUAUCACAGACUUAAUUUAAUGUAAUGAGGACAACUCCUGGAGACAAGUGAGCAUUUUUCACCGGAUACUUUUUAAUUUUUUUAUUGCAACUUCAGUGAAGUUAAAAAUCAUUUGGCUGUAAUUUCAAUUAUUCAACCAGAGAUGCCUCUUGGAGACCGAACGACAUCAACUUUUUCUGCAUCCUUUUCUUAUUCUUUGAAAGCUAACUUGCGUGUGUGCGCGCGUGUGCGUGUGUGUGUGUGUGGUGUCCGAGUCAUACUGUAUAAUGUUAUUUAACAACAACAACAAAAAAUUCUUCCUCCUUUACUGGUAUUUGUGUAAAUAUAUGACAUUCAACAAGCAGAAUGCAGCAUAUUAUUCUUGUCACAUGUUUGGAGUAAAUACUUGCAUAUUUAAAACUUGGUUCAAGGGUGUUUAUUUGUUAUGUUUUUUUAAUUAAAUGUUAUAUCCUACGCUAUAUUUAUAUUGUAUCUUACAUUUACUUUGUAAUGCGGGGGUGGGGAGAUUAGGAAGGGACUGUAGAAAAAAAACAUAAAUAAAAAAAAUAAAUGUUAAAAAAAUAAAAAAAAUAAAAACAAGAGCCAAAAUGUUAAUAUAUAAAUGUGUGAGAGUAAAGUAAAAUAACAAAAAAUUCAAUGAAAAAGUGAAGUUUAUAUAGCGCUUUUUUCUCCAGAGACUCAAAGCGCUUUAUUUUGUGGAACCCAUUAUCUACAUUUUUAAGCAUCAUUUAAACCAAUGUGAGUGGUACUGGGAGCUGGUGGGUAAAGUGUCUUGCCCAAGGACACAACGGAAGUGACUAGAAUGGCGGAAAGGAAUCAAACCUGGAAUCCUCAAGUUGCUGGCACGGCCGCUAUGCCAACCGAGAAAUGUAUGAAAAGAAACAAAACAAAAUAAAUAUGACUUGUCAAUCAAUAUCAAUCCAUCCAUCCAUCCAUCCAUUUCCUACCGCUUGUCCCUUUCGGGGUCGCGGGGGGUGCUGGAGCCUAUCUCAGCUGCAUUCGGGCGGUAGGCGGGGUACACCCUGGACAAGUCGCCACCUCAUCACAGGGCCAACACAGAUAGACAGACAACACUGCACACGGGCGGAAGGCGGGGUACACCCUGGACAAGUUAUAUAUAUAUAUUUAUUGAUUUUAUUAUAUGACUUUUUUGUUUUUAAUCAUUUAUAUGUGUUUGUAUAUAUA